Alligator sinensis (Chinese alligator) is the source of this 3745-nucleotide messenger RNA. It is a transcript of the gene TRAIP, whose product is annotated as TRAF interacting protein. The transcript is spliced from 16 exons. The coding region runs from base 111 to 1508 and encodes 465 amino acids. NCBI's taxonomy places the organism in Eukaryota, Metazoa, Chordata, Crocodylia, Alligatoridae. The record is from RefSeq and is a predicted model, not a curated record.
AAGGAACCAAAUUUGAAACGAGCAAGGCGGCGCGGCUAGGCCUGGAAGCCAAGAAGAGUUACUUCCUUGAUUGUGUUACAAGGGCCGCCUGGAUACUGUCACCAUAGAGGAUGCCUAUCCGUGCCCAUUGUACUAUAUGCUCGGAUUUCUUUGAUAACGAGAAGGAUGUGGCAGCUAUCCACUGUGGACACACAUUCCACUAUGUAUGUCUUCUUCAGUGGUUUAACACUGCGCCGAAUCGGACUUGUCCACAGUGCAGAAUACAGGUCAGCAAAAGACAUAUCAUCAGUAAGCUGUUCUUUGAUGUUGCCCUGGAAGAGCAGACAAUAUUGGAUGCAGAAAGCCUACAGAAUGAACUGGACAAGGUGAAAGCGCAGCUGUCCAUGAAAGAGACAGAGAAGCGGGAGUGCCAAGCCAUUAUGGACUUGCUUAGGGAGACACUGGACGUACGCAACGCCACCAUUAAGUCGCUCCAGAAAACCCUGGGUGAGACGGAGAUGCUGUGUUCCACUCUCAAGAAACAAAUGAAGUAUUUGGAGAAGCAGAAGGAAGAUACCAAGAAUGCGAAAGAAGAGGCAUGCAGGCUCAGAAACAAGCUGCAAACUAUGGAGAGAAUUGAGAUGCUGUUAAAGAGCCAACGCCCAGAAGUGGAGGAGAUGAUCCGAGAUAUAGGAGCAGGGCAGGCGGCAGUGGAACAGCUUGCAAUCUACUGUAUCUCACUGAAAAAGGAAUAUGAAAAUCUGAAGGAGGCUCAGAAGGUGUCUAGCGAUAUGACAGAGAAGCUGAAAAAGGAGCUGUUUUCUGGCAAUAACAAGCUACAGAGAACUGUAUUGGAGUUGGAGAAGACGAAGGAGGAGUUAAAAAAUACCGAAAAAGAUCUGAGGAAUGCAGACAAGGAGAUCAGGAGUUUGAAGAAGAAGAUUGAAAUCCUGCAGGAGACCCUGAAGGUGCCAUCUGUAGCCAACGAGACACUCAGCCGACUAGUGUUGGAAAGCCCUGCUCCUGUGAAAUUGCUGAAACCCAAACUCCACCAUCCUGCCUGCAGUGAUGAGAUUGAUCUGGAUGCCACAUUUGAUGUAGAGACACCUGACCACCAGCCUCACAAAUCUACCACCACCCCUGCGAAAAGACUUAAGCUAGAUAAAAAGCAGCCUCCUAUGGUGAACCUUGCCAAAAAAAUUCUGAAGGAAGCAGCAGAGAUCAAGAAAGACGACCCAGAUGAUGACCUUCUGAAAGGACUUCUGCCAGCAUUUAUUAGGAACUCUGUUCUUUCCAGGAAGCCAUCUGGUAGCAGCUCAUUGGGGUUGCACAAAAACAUAGGCACCGUGAGAAUGGGGUACGAUGGCUUAGGAGGCAGAACAAAGUUUAUACAGCCUACAAACCCAACAGAGAUCCGUCCAUUACCUGGAAAGAACAGGAAAAGGAAUGCCUCCAGGCCAGCAUACGUGAUUGCAGCUGCUUCGUCCUCUGGCUCUAACCAGGCCAAGUUGGACAGCUUCCUUCAGUAAACCUCAACAACUCAUAUGGAUACUCCUGCAUGAGUAGCCAGAAGCCUCUGGGCUCAGAAACCUCCAAAGAACCACAGUACCACAGCAGAUGCAUGGUGCCAUUCAGAGCCCUUUGCAAGGGGAUACAGCAAUUUCUUGGUUUGCAGUUCAUUCUAGAAAACCCAGGCUGAAGCAGAAUGCUGAGGCAGGACCUACUCUGAGCUGCCAGCCUUUCUGGGCAAAGGAGAGUACUGACAUGAAGCAGUCAAUCUCAAGAUGAAAGAAGUUUAAUGUGAAAGGUCAUCUGCUGUUGCUCAAGCACUGGGGGGGUUUCUGGGUGGGAGAGAGGUGCACACAGCCCAUGACUCCCUUUUUGGUUUGUUUCAUCCAGUUCUAUCUACUAAGAAAUCCAGUAACUGCUUGGGAUAGAGCAGAUAUAGAGAAGGCUAAGAGUGUAGGUGGAACAUCAGAGUCAAUGUCCUGACACCCAGUCCCCCACCACAGACUGAUCUUAGUGUGGAAAACAGCCCUGCAGCUGAGCGUUUCUGGUGUACCCUUCAAACCUGCCCUUUUCUUCCUGCAAAUUGAUGCAUAAAGAGAUUUCUGAGAUUCUUUGCUCUCUGAGUAUUGGUCCUUGCAGGUAUGAUCAAGAAGCAAAAGACGCGUGUUGAGGAGUCUGUGAUUCAAUCCCUAUAAUUCCACUGGCUCCAUGGGCAGCUGCUUCUCAUGCUAUAGUGGCAGGAGAAGCAGAUGGUGGUGAUGUUUUCUGUUGUAGAUUGCCUUCCUCCAGCAUCCAUUGUCUGUUGAUUGGUUGAGCUUUUGUCUUCCAUAGCUCUGUUUCUCCCAACGCAUACUAAACAAAGAACUUGCUCUUGGUCUUCUCCAAGGCUUUACUCACAGCAACACCAAGCUUCUGGAGGUGAUGGUACUCCAGCUGUGUUUCGGAACCAGCUUGAGCCUAAAGGUGGUAGUAUAGCAUCCAAGAUCUGUUAAACAGAAACAUCCUCGACAGCACUUUAGGGGCAGCUCCCUGUGCUGGAGGGAGGAGAGAAGGAUCUACAUUUCAAUCCCAGUUGUCCCACGUACUGGGGUAGCUUAGCAAGCCUUUUCCAACACAGAGACAUGGGCUGGAUCCAGGCUUCAUGUAAACUCCAUUGAAAGAAAGGGAUUUGCAUGGAUUAGGCCUUUUAUUUUUGGUUUUCAGUGAGAUGAGAGUAGAUGCCUGUAAUCCCAGGUUCCUUAUUUUAAGCAGUGGAGAUGCUUCUGCCAGAUAGUUGCACUUGUCUUCUCUCUUCCAUCGUGACUAGGGACCUAACCUAAUAGGAGACUUGUUUAUGCCCAAGUAGUUCCACAAGGUUGGAGUCUGACAGGCCACCCAUGUGUUACCAUCUCCAUCUCGUUCUGUUGGGUGCUUGGGUCCUGGUGUCCACCCAAAGAACAAAGCAGUACCUGAUCUACAGGCUUGAAAGUGGCUGAGGGAUUGCUGCCUGACUAUGUAUCUUCUUUUCUUCAGAUUGCUACCAAACAUGCACCAGCAGUUUUGAUUAAGGGGUGUUCUGUAAUGAGCCUGUGUAGAGUAGGGGGAGCCUUGUGGGGGUGCUUUUAUUGGGACUCAGACGUUCACAGGGUAGCACAUGGAUAAUUCCAGUCUUGGGAGGCAUUCAUUUUCCUAAAUAGAGAGAACUUCAAGUCCCUCCCAGGCUCUUACUGAGCUGGAGGCUAGUGUGAAUUUUAAAGGACUCUUGUCUAACUUUGGUUUGAAACUUGAACUUUUUUGUAGUUUUUAAUUGUUAUUAGCUCUCCCUGCCCUUCAGACUGGCUCUCUUCAGACAAAAAUGCAGGUGUUCAGUGAAAAAAAAUAAAAAGAAAACUUAUUUCUGUCUAUCCUGAGAAGGUAUUAGACAGCUGCUGACUGUUAGUGAGGUCUUUCUACCCUGCCUCUUUGGCAGUAAACUGUCUGAGCUAUCAGGUUUCCUAACUAGCCCUGGGACAAAAUUUAAGGCUCUAUUCUUGGGUUUGACUCGGAUACAAUGGAGUCAUUUCUAAAUACUGUACAUAAUAAAUUGGUACGGGGCUGGCCGGACAGAUGGAACAUGCUUAUAUGGAAACAAGAAUGUUUGUUUAAUUUGUGUCACCAGAUAGACCAAAUUUAACAGUAGCUCCCUGUAGCAAUAUCUGUUUAUAGAUGGUACAUAAUGGACACCUCUGUUUGAGGCUUUCUGAGAACUUUGUGAAAUAAAUGUGUUAAAAUACCUAUU